Trifolium pratense (red clover) is the source of this 4212-nucleotide messenger RNA. RefSeq lists its product as uncharacterized. Lineage: Eukaryota; Viridiplantae; Streptophyta; Magnoliopsida; Fabales; Fabaceae. Gene Ontology annotation, cellular component: nuclear pore. The transcript is spliced from 9 exons. The record is from RefSeq and is a predicted model, not a curated record. The coding region runs from base 586 to 4080 and encodes 1164 amino acids.
AGGAAAUAUUCUAGAUAAUGACAGUUUUUUUUUUUACAAUAAGUCGGACAAACUCAGGACCCAUAACGUAUUAUCCAAAUCCCCGGAUUAAAUCUAGUGGUUUAGAUAAUGAUAGUUUUAUUAUUUUCUCAAAUAAUAAAGAAAUAAAAAAAUUUGAAUAUAGUUAAGGUGGGACCAGUGUGAAGAAAAUGAAACUAAAUUACAAUAAUCUCUGUUCUGUUCUGUUCUGUUCUUACAGAUGAGAUGACACGGUUUUAGUUUUCUUCUUCAUUCAUUCAUUCAUUCAUUCUGCUAUUCUUUCCUUUUUACUUUUCCUUUUUCUUAACCUCAUCAUCACUUUUUAACCUUUUCAAUCUCAAUCACUUUCUUCUUCUUUUUCAAUCCUCCAUUUAUUGAAUUCCAAUCUCUAUCAAUUUCAUUCUACCUAACUUUCCCUUGAUCUCAUUCUAAGUUAUCUUCUUUAUAUCUUCCUUUUUAUCUUUCUUUCAAUUGCUUAAUUCAUCUUCUUUUGUUAAUUCAUUUGCUGACUGAGUAAGUCAGCAUAGAUAUAGAUCAAGAACAACACUGGUUAUUUUAGUUGUGAAGAUGGUUUUGGGAAUAAGAACAAAGAGUAGAAAAAGUGUUUCAAAUUCAAUCCAACUUCACUACAUCAUUCAUGUUCAUGAGAUCAAACCAUGGCCACCUUCACAAUCAUUGAGGUCUGUUCAAUCUGUGCUCCUGCAAUGGGAAAACGGAGACCGCAAUUCCGGGUCUCUAGCAUCCAAUGUCAGUAACGGGAAAAUCGAGUUUAAUGAACCUUUUAAGCUUCCAGUGGUUAUGAUUAGAGAAGCAUCUAAGAAAGCACAAAACCGCGAAACUUUCAAGAAAAACUACUUAGAUUUUAACUUGUAUGAUAGGACGGUAAAGAGCCAACUUUUAGGAUCAGCAUCCAUAAACUUUGCAGAUUUUGGAAUUAUUAAGGAAGUUAAAUCCAUAAGUUUUCAUCUGAACUGCAAGAAGAGUUCCAAGAGCUCGGCACAACCGUUGAUGUAUGUUAGUAUUCAGCCAUUUGAUAUAGAGAGUUCCAGCGCAUCACCAAGCAGUCGCUUGUCAAAAGAUUUUUCACUAGAAAGUGAAUCUGUAUCACAGUCAGUUAAAGACGACGAUGAUGAUGAUGAUCUUGAAAUUGCCGCUUUUACGGAUGAUGAAAUUGAGGACAUUCCUUCAAAUAAUUCGCAAACUAUCAGAUCUGCUUCAGAGACUACAGGAGACGGUAUCAAAAUCAGCGAAGGAGGAACAAAGGGAUCUAAUGGAGAAUUUAUUCUACCCUCAGAAAGUACUACUUCUAGUUCAUAUGUGAACACAAAGGACACAAAGGCUGAAGCAUCCGCACAGGUCAAUGGCAUCAAAUCUCCCUCUUCGUCUUUGGUUCUACGUUCGGGUUCGGGAAAUGCUGAGAAUGGCAGGCCUUCUUUACCUAAAAUUCCUGUGGGAAGUGUUAAGGUUGCUGAUGCAAGUUCUAAAAUUCAAGAAAACGUUCAACAAUCCCGUUGGAAAGAUAUCACUAGUGAUAGGUUCAAAGCCAUAUCUCCAUCUUCAAACACUUCAUCAAACACAAAGGCUGAAGCGUCCACACAGGUCAAUGACAUUAAAUCUCCCUCUUCUUCACCUUUGGUUCUACGCUCGGGUACGGGAAAUGCUGAGAAUGGCAGGCCUUCUUUACCUAAAGUUUCUGAGGGAAGUGUCAAGGUUGCUGAUGCAAGUUCCAAAAUUCAAGAAAGCGUUCAACAAUCCCGUUGGAAAGAUAUCACCAGUGAUAGGUUCGAAGACAUAUCUCCAUCUUCAUACACUUCAUCAAACACAAAGGACACAAAGGCGGAAGCGUCCACACAGGUCAAUAGCAUUAAAUCUCCCUCUUCACCUUUGGUUCUACGCUCGGGUACGGGAAAUGCUGAGAAUGGCAGGCCUCCUGUACCUAAAAUUUCUGAGGGAAGUGUCAAGGUUGCUGAUGCAAGUUCCAAAAUUCAAGAAAGCAUUCAACAAUCCCGUUGGAAAGAUAUCAGUAGUGAUAGGUUCAAAGCCAUAUCUCCAUCUUCAAAGACUUCAUUAAGUAUGAAACCACACUUAGAAAUAUCUUCCCAAUCUCAAGUGAUUCCAGAGGAUAUAAGUCAAGAAGAUAGCACAGGAAACUGGAGAUAUAAAGAUUCUCCUGAAAAAGUUAGUAGUGUUUCUAACAAUGUUGUGAUGGAAGCCAAUGAGAAAUUGGUCGAGAGAAUAAAAGGACGAGAACAGUUUACUAUAAGUAAUGAAAUUUCAGAUGAUGAUUUUUCAGAUGAUGAGUCAACAAGGACAUGGAAAAUAAGAAGUGAUACUCUUCGACUACGUAAAAAAUCACAUGAACAUCCAACAAUUAUUUCGACAAAUGAUAAAUCAAAAGAUGUGAGAAAUGAAAAGUUUCCUAUACAAACUACUCAGAGCAAUGGGAAGUUCAUCAGAAGUCAACACCUAGAUCAGAAAGAGAAAAUUAAUACUUCAAAAGAUCAGAAAGAGAAAAUUAAUACUUCAAAUGGUGUUCAUGUCGAUGCUGCUUGUCAUAAUGACAUUAAUGUGAAUGGCAACUUUCUUAAUGAUAAUACUGAAUUGAAGGCCGAAGUUGAAAGGCUUCGUGAAGAGCUGAGGGAAGCUGCCGCUCUCGAAGCUUCAAUGUACUCAGUUAUUGCUGAACACGGCUCAACAAACAAGGUUCAUGCACCUGCUCGGCGCUUGUCUAGAUUCUAUUUCCAUGCUUGUAGAGCUGGCUCACCUGCUAAAAUAGCUCGUGCAGCCCAAAGCGUUAUCUCAGGAUUUGUUUUGGUUUCUAAAGCAUGUGGAAACGAUGUUCCAAGGUUGACAUUCUGGUUCUCAAAUCUAAUAUUGCUGAGAGCAAUUGUGAGCAAAGGAGUUGAAAAUGAAGAUCUUGGCGAUGGUCCAUGCAUCAACAGUGAAUGUUAUGUAAAUGGUCCUGCGCUUCAGGAACAAGAAAAAGAAAAUUCGGAGACAUUUAUAGUUGCAUUGGAAAAGGUAGAAGCUUGGAUAUUCUCUCGAAUCGUUGAGUCAGUGUGGUGGCAGACUUUGACUCCAUACAUGCAGUCUGCAGCGGCUAAGAGCUCUAACUCUAGGAAAACCAAUGGGAAGAGACAUGUUAUCGGUGAUCAAGAUCAAGGAAACUUUUCUGUGGAUUUAUGGAAAAGAGCUUUCAAGGAUUCAUGUGAAAGGCUUUGUCCUCUUCGAGCUGGAGGGCUCGAAUGUGGCUGCUUGCCUGUGAUAUCUAGAAUGGUGAUGGAGCAAUUGGUUAAUAGACUUGAUGUGGCGAUGUUCAAUGCUAUUCUUCGCGAAUCAGCCGAUGAGAUGCCUACGGAUCCUGUAUCUGACCCUAUUAGUGAUUCUAAGGUUCUUCCUAUACCAUCUGGAAAAUCAGGCUUUAGGGCUGGUGCACAACUAAAGAAUUCUAUUGGUGACUGGUCAAGAUGGCUUUCAGAUUUGUUUGGCAUUGAUGAUUCUGACUCUCAUGAAGAUGAAAAUGAAAAUGAAGAUUUGAAAUAUGAAUCACCCUUCAAACCUUUCCCUCUCCUGAACGCGUUGAGUGAUCUAAUGAUGCUUCCUUUCGAUAUGCUUGCAGACAACUCUAUGAGAAAAGAGGUAUGUCCUAGAUUUGGCAUAUUGAUAAUAAAACAGGUCGUCAACAAUUUUGUACCCGAUGAGUUCUCCCCUGGACCUGUCCCAAAUGCUGUUUUCGAGGCCUUGGACAAUGAGGAUAUUGAGGAUGAUGAAGCAUCCAUCACAAGCUUUCCAUGCACUGCUGGUUCAACAUUCUAUGCACCUCCUCCAGCUUCUUCAGUUGUAAGCAUGCUAAAAGAAGUUGGAACCCCUUUACUAAGAAGUGGUUCAUUUGUGCUUAAAAAGUUAUAUACAAGUGAUGAUGAACUUGAUGAAUUAGAUACACCACUUUCUGCUCUUGGCAUGGAUAAUAAUACUAAGAAAAAGAAUGCAGCAGUAAAGGGAGGUGGUAAGGUUGUUAGAUAUGAGCUUUUGAGAGAAGUGUGGAAGAGUAAUGGUGAAUGACAUAUAUAUCUUAAAUAAUUGUUUUAUUCUUUUUGUAUAUUUUGUUUACUAUUUAGCAUGUAGUAUAUAGCAGCUUUUGUUUUGUUUUUAACAUUAAGAGUAAAGAGUAAUAAUAAUAUUGGUCUUUUAUAA